AUAAAUAUUCCACUGGUCAGUCACCACCUUUAAAUAUUAUCGCCUUUAGAACGCACACUACCAACGGAUUCAGGUGUGUGGCAACCCAAUACGCAUGAAACUUUUUCUAACGACUACACGGGUCCCCUUCACAUAAUAAUCUCGUCUACCGAAAACAAAAAUGUUGGUAAUCUGCUUACCGUCAAAUUAGUAUUACUUUGUGAUUCGCCACCAACGUCAAUCAUCUAUCUACUUGAGUUUCCGUUGCACGUUUCGAAAGAUAUCCACGGUCGCGGGGGAUAUAAUCCAACAGGACUCGAGUAUACAGAGUAUAUCUAAUACAACAAUUGGUUAUAUUACGACGAUAUCAAUUGUAUUGGUUCGGCCGGUCACAGGAUGAGGAUGGAGCUAUCGUUAUUGGUGUUGGCCGCCGCGCAAAUGUCCGCGGUGCUCGGUGCUCGGAUACUGGCGGUCGAGCCGAUCGGCAGUAGAAGCCACUGGCAGUAUAUGCGGUCCAUACUGGACGUGUUGACGGCCCGGCACCAAGUGACCGUGAUCACUCCGCUGCCGACCGGCGACCGGGAGAACUACACGGAAAUCGACGCGUCGCACGUGUUUCCGAUCUACGCGGAGGAAAACGCCGAGCGCAUGAUCGAGCAAUUCGGCUCGUUGAUCAAAAUGCUGCCGCCGAUGCCGGAGCGCAGCCACGAACGCGACAUGUGCGACGCGUUCUUCGACCACGAGCCGGUCAAGCGGCUGAUGCGCGCCGAGAACGCGGGCCGUUACGACGUGGUCGUGCUCGAGCCGUUCUACUCGCCGUGUCUGUCGUACCUGGCGCACCGGUUGCGCGUGCCCGAGAUCUACGCGAUCCCGUCGUCCAUGAUCACGCCCAUGGAGAUGCUGAUAUUCGGCACCGAGCCCAGCCCGUCCUACGUGCCCAACCUGCUGUACAACGGCCCGGUCAUGGACGGCUUCGCGCAACGGCUGACCAACGUCGCGGUGCACGUGUACGUGAAGGUCGUGCCGUGGUUGACCAACGUCAGGAUGAUGUACAGCGAGCCCAAGCGUUACGACGUGGCUGACGUCCGGCACAAGCCGGCGCUCGUGUUCAUCAACACGCAUUUCAUCACCGAAUCUCCGCGCCCGUUUCCGGUAAACAUGAUACAGAUCGGCGGCAUCCACUUGAAACCACGCGAGAACUUACCGGAAGAUAUAUUAGAUUUUAUUGAAAAAUCACCACAUGGAGUAAUAUAUUUUACUUUUGGAUCUGUGUCAUCAAUGUCAACAUUACCAAACCGUAUACAACAAAUACUUAUUGAAUCGUUUGCUCAAGUUCCUCAAAGGAUAUUAUGGAAAUAUGAUGGAGAAAUCAAAAAUUUGUCAGAUAAUGUAAUGACGAGAAAAUGGUUUCCUCAACGUGAUGUUCUUCUACAUCCUAAUGUAAAAUUGUUUAUAAGUCACGGAGGAAUAUCUGGAGUAUACGAAGCCGUUGAUGCAGGAGUCCCAGUUCUUGGAUUCCCGCUUUUCUAUGACCAGCCAAGAAACGUGGGUAACUUGGUAAAUGCAGAAAUGGCACUAUCAUUGGAUUUAUUGACAUUUAAUAAAAAUGAAUUUUUGAAAACAAUUGAUAAGCUAAUCAAUGAUAAAAAUUACACAAAAAAUGCUAAAGUAGCUGCCAAACGUUUUAAAGAUCGACCGAUGACACCUCAAGAUUUGGUUUUAUACUGGACAGAAUACGUUAUUCGUCAUAAUGGUGCCCAACAUUUAAAAUCUGAAGCUCUAAACCUCUCGUGGUACCAAUAUAUAUUAUUGGAUGUAAUUUUUGUUGUAAUCAUAUCAUUUUUAGUCUUAGUGUAUUUGAGUUAUAUUGUUUUUAAUUUUAUUUAUUUACGUUUUAAAAUGUACUCAAAUGUGAAAAUUAAGUCAGAAUAAAUAAAACUAACAAUUUU
Messenger RNA from Sipha flava (yellow sugarcane aphid), 1928 nucleotides. RefSeq names its product UDP-glucuronosyltransferase 2B15-like. Gene Ontology annotation, molecular function: UDP-glycosyltransferase activity. The record is from RefSeq and is a predicted model, not a curated record. The transcript is spliced from 7 exons. Bases 376 to 1911 code for a protein of 511 amino acids. Lineage: Eukaryota; Metazoa; Arthropoda; Insecta; Hemiptera; Aphididae.